Messenger RNA from Candidozyma duobushaemuli, 702 nucleotides. RefSeq names its product Gir2p (gene GIR2). The transcript has a single exon. Gene Ontology annotation, molecular function: protein binding. Gene Ontology annotation, biological process: cytoplasmic translation. The record is from RefSeq and is a predicted model, not a curated record. NCBI's taxonomy places the organism in Eukaryota, Fungi, Ascomycota, Pichiomycetes, Serinales, Metschnikowiaceae. Bases 1 to 702 code for a protein of 233 amino acids.
AUGGAUCCAGCAGAAGAGCAGCAGCAGGAGCUCGAGGUGCUUCAGUCCAUCUACCCAGAUGAACUUGAAAUUCUCUCUGAUACGCAUUUCACAAUCACUUUGAAUUUGGAGACGAAGUCGGAUAGAAAUCACUCAACUGUGUUGGAUGUCAAGUACACCCCAACAUACCCUGAAGAAGUACCCAAAUUGGAGGUCAAAGUCGAGAGCGAAGAGCUUCCGGUGCCUUCCGAUGAUGAAGAGGACGACGAAGAUAAAUCAAAGUUGGUUCACCUCUCAGAACAGAUAGAGCUCGGAAAGUUGGAUGCCACUUCUCUUACGAAAAGAGUGGAAGAGGAGGCUGAAAUGAAUGUGGGUAUGCCCUCUGUUUUUGCAUUGGCAGCAUUGCUUAAAGAUGAAGCUGAGGCCUUGUUUCAGGCCAAGUUGGAUGCUGCCCAGAAGAAGUAUGAAGAUGAGCUACUAGCCAAGGAAGCUGAGGAACAGAAGAAGUUCUUUGGUACGCCAGUGAACAAGGAGUCAUAUUCUGAAUGGCGUAAUAAAUUCAGAGCCGAGAUGCAAAUCGAACAGAAGGAUAGACAAAGGUUUGAUAAGAUGCAUAACGGUAAGAUGACAGGCAGAGAGAUAUUUGAAAAAGGCUUGGCGGGCAACGAGGAAGACGAGAUCGAAGAUGUGGUCGAGUCCGUUCAAAAAGUUGCAGUCAACUAG